AUGGGUCCAGACUUGUGUGGGGUGCUACAGCAGUUGUUACAAGGACAGCAAAGGGUUGAGACUGGAUUUUCUGAUUUGGGUUCCAAGUAUACAUCCAUGCAGCAAGAGAUAAGGGCUCUGAAACAGAAUCAGACCUCUACUACAAGAAGCCAAGGAGUUCUACCUGGAAAACAAGAACCAAAUCCAAAGGAAUAUGCUAAUGCCAUCACCUUGAGAAGUGGCAAAGAGCUACCAGGUGUGGAACACUACAGAGUGCACAUUGAGGACAAUGAGCGAGUUGGUGGGGAGGCAGCCCCAAGGGAUGAGCAAAAGGAUGAAGCUUCAACGAAAGGAAAAGCUAAAGAGGUGGAGAAGGAAUCAGAACCUGAGAAGCCUUAUGUUCCACCACCUCCUUAUCAGCCUAAACUUCCAUUCCCUGGAAGGUUUAAGAAGCAACUCUUAGACAAGGCUAGAGCAGUUUUUGAAAAGCAGCUUACUGAGACCCCAUUCACCAUGCCUCUCAUAGAAGCUUUCCUCAUGAUGCCAAAGCUCGGAAAUUUUUUAAAAGAUGCCAUCCUCAACAAGACAAAGGACCUAACAGGGAUAGUUGUGUUGAGUCAUGAGUGUAGUGCAAUCAUACAAAGAAGUGCAGUCCCUACAAAGCUAUCAGAUCCAGGGAGCUUCACACUUCCUUGUACUAUUGGUCCUUUGAUGUUUGAUGGUUGUUUAUGUGACUUAGGAGCAUCAGUGAGCUUGAUACCAUUUUCAAUAGCAAAGAAGUUGGGGUACAGAGUGUUCAAACCAGUAAGAAUCUCUCUUGUCUUAGCUGAUAGGUCUGUUAGACUACCAGUUAGAAUGCUUAAAGAUAUUAUAGUCAAGAUAUGCAGUUUUGAAGUUCCAACAGACUUUGUGGUCAUGGAAAUGGAUGAGGAACCCAUUGAUCCUCUCAUCUUAGGCAGACCAUUCCUUGCCACUGCUGGUGUCAUCAUAGAUGUAAGGCGUGGCAUGAUUGAACUUCAGCUUGGAUCAGAGAGACUCAAGUUUGAUGUGAAAGAAAUGAUGAAGAAACCCACCAUAGAAGGUCAAGUCUUCUACAUAGAGACCAUGGAUGAGCUAGCUGAUAAGCUUUUGGAGGAGUUAAAUCCUGAGAACCCUCACCAGUUCAUGUGGUGCCCAAAAAGGGAGGAAUGA
Eutrema salsugineum is the source of this 1170-nucleotide messenger RNA. RefSeq lists its product as uncharacterized. The transcript has a single exon. The record is from RefSeq and is a predicted model, not a curated record. The coding region runs from base 1 to 1170 and encodes 389 amino acids. Lineage: Eukaryota; Viridiplantae; Streptophyta; Magnoliopsida; Brassicales; Brassicaceae.